Molecule: messenger RNA, 2130 nt
Organism: Schistosoma mattheei
Lineage: Eukaryota; Metazoa; Platyhelminthes; Trematoda; Strigeidida; Schistosomatidae
Source: the annotation of a GenBank genome assembly
AUGAUCAGAUGGCUUCAGAACAGAGAACUAACUUCAAUUCACAGUGUUCCAUCUAUGGAUCUCAGUUGUGUGUUGAAACCUUAUCACUUACGACAGAUAUUGCCUCCGGACGCAUCAGAUGAUAUAUUUCUUGGUUUUUCAGCAGACGCUUGCUUCUUGAUUUCAUACAAAAAUGAUUUCAAACACCAUGUAAUUAGGUUUUGGCUCUUUCCACCACGUUCUACCGGAAAUCUUGGCCCGAAGCUUGCUCUGUAUAGUGAGAGAAAAUUCUUAAGAACAAGUUACUGCCCAGACCUUCAUAACGUUCCGUGUGUUAGGUUUGUACAGUCCCUUGCGGUUUCCAACUCCUUUUUACUUCUUGCAUGCAACAAUGACGGCAGUGGGUUUGUUGCUGCAUUUGGUCUUAUGCCAGAUAUAGAUUGUGAUAUCUGUUCCGAGGUAUCAUCUGCUCGUGAUCGCUUAUCUAAUAAAUCCACUUGCAGUAUUCAUUCGCACGUGCUACCUCUUAAUCUCGAUAUAUCUUUUGCUCAAGAAUCCCCCAUCCCAAUAAGAAGUAACAGAAAUUCUUUGAAAUUUCAGAAGACUUCAUAUCGGUGCACUUCUCAUUUCGUACCUCCAUGUUUAAGUUCAUUUGACGAGAACUCUUGUUCCAAUAACGCAGAUCUUUGUGGCGGCUCUUGUUUCACUUCGACUGGUUUGCCGAUUGGAAGGAUUCAUGUUGGUGUUUCUCCGAAUACUGGACAUUUACGAAUUGCGUGGGCUAAUCCAGAUGCACAAGUUAAAAUCAUGUCCUGUUCUUUCAAACCUACAAAUUCCGGUGACUUUUCCUUUUGCACAUUACCCAAGGGCACGUCCACAUCAAUCGGAAAUUACCCUGAAUCAUUGAUUUAUAAACCUCCUCUUAUCACACAUAAUUAUUGUUCAACGUGCUAUUCGUGGCCGGAUGAGAACGAAUUGUGUCAAGAAAAACAUAACUCCUCAGUAAUAUCUAGAUUAAAUUCUUCGAAAUGCAUUUUUUCCCAAGAUUCACUGAAUGUUUAUUUGGUUAGUGAUGCUUCAGCAUGGCCGGAUAAUCACUCAAAUCUACUUCCGGAUGGUGCUGAAAGGAUAUACCACAACUGUUCAGGAGAAAAAUAUUCUCACAAUAUUCAUUCAUCAAAGCUUUAUGUAAAAAGUAGGAUACUUCCAGACACUUGGGUCCCGUCACUGUUAUCCAGACGUUCAUGUUUCUUUUCAUGUAUUCUGCUGACAUAUCUUGCAAUGUUGCAAGAUAUUCGAGCUUCUUAUUUGCAUUGGACAUUAGUAUCACGUAAUAAUAGUAAGAUGAACUGUUUAAUUAAUUCAUCAGAUUUAAUGUAUCCUAUUUAUCAAAAUGAUCCUGUAGGUGAUUAUGAUAGUGAUUUGAAUGGAAAUAAUUCUUCCAUAUCUUCAUCACAUGGUAGUUCAGACGAUGAUGAAACUGCAGCCAUGGUAACUAGUCCAGAUAGUUUAGAUUCAAAUUCAUCUCCUGAAGAUUUAUUAGUUCAUCGACUUUCUGGUCAGUGUCACACUUCAUUUGAUCUUACAGAAUGGGAAGAGUAUAUAGCACCUAAUGUACAAACUGUUAUCAGUGAUGUGAAUUCAAAUUUUAGCAGAAUAAGUGAAAAAACACAACGUCGUGUGUUUGCGCAUUUGGAAGAGGUUGUAUUCGAUAUUCCACUUAAUAGGAUGCUUUAUGAAAAAAAAUGUACACAUAACAGUUCUUCUCCAAUACUUGCUCCUUUCUUCCCUCCUGACGAACCUGAUUUACUACUUGUUUACUAUAUCAAAAAUAAUCCUGAUUCGAAUUUAUACGAAACAUCUGAAGAGUUUAAUGCAGUAAAUCUUAUUGAAAUUAUAGAUGUAACUACUGGAUAUCGAAUUCCCAUACCAUCGAUAAAUCAAUCAUCCUGUGAGCAUACAUGUUCAACUGGAUUUAGUUCUUCUGUUCUCAAUAAGCUUACAUCUUGUUGUCCUCAAAACUACAAAGUUUCAUCAUCUCAUUACAGAAAAAAAUUGAUUCAUGAACUAAAUAAUUGUCUUAUGGCUGGGCGAUUAGAAAGUCUGAAAUUGUUAGUCGAUCCGCAAGGUGGCUAUUCUGUAUAUUGGUAG